AUGGAUGCUUACAAUUAUAUCACCAAUGAAGCUGGAGGAGAAGAAUGUGUAGGUCAUACUAAGAGAGACCAUCUUAACUAUGUAUCAAGGGUGAAAAUGAGUAUGGUUGAAGGUGGAAACAUGCAGAAUGUAUUGGAUACCCUUCAAGAGAGAGCAGAUAAUGAUCCUUCAUUCUUUUAUAGAUUGAAAUUUGGAGAAGAAAACAAUGUGUCGAUGUGUGGAAUCGAACCAAAAUCAAUCUUCACUGAUCAGGAUCUUGCAAUGAGUAACGCCAUACCAGAGGUUUAUCCAAACUCAAGACAUAGGCUAUGUCUAUGGCAUUUGCAAAAGAAUUUUGUGUCACACUUUGGAACUCUAAAAACCAAUCCUGAAUUCAAAAAUAUGUUUCACAAAUGCUUAAGUGGAUGUGAUUCUGAAUCUGACUUUGAAGAUUGUUGGCACAAGAUGGUUCAAAAACAUGGGCUAGAGAAAAAAGAAUGCAUACAUGCUAUUCCAGAGAGAUACAUUCUGAAACGUUGGACCAAGCUUGCUAAAUCAAACAUUUGGGAUGGCUGUGAAUCAGAUGAAAACUUAAUGUCUGAUGUGAAAAAUAUAAUUCAUGAAAAAGAUAAUAUUAUUCCUGAUUGA
This is a messenger RNA of Chenopodium quinoa (quinoa), 627 nucleotides long. RefSeq names its product protein FAR-RED IMPAIRED RESPONSE 1-like. The record is from RefSeq and is a predicted model, not a curated record. The transcript has 5 exons. The coding region runs from base 1 to 627 and encodes 208 amino acids. NCBI's taxonomy places the organism in Eukaryota, Viridiplantae, Streptophyta, Magnoliopsida, Caryophyllales, Amaranthaceae.